Messenger RNA from Talaromyces amestolkiae, 1302 nucleotides. RefSeq lists its product as uncharacterized. Gene Ontology annotation, biological process: transmembrane transport. The record is from RefSeq and is a predicted model, not a curated record. The transcript has 5 exons. Gene Ontology annotation, cellular component: fungal-type vacuole membrane. Gene Ontology annotation, molecular function: transmembrane transporter activity. The coding region runs from base 1 to 1302 and encodes 433 amino acids. Lineage: Eukaryota; Fungi; Ascomycota; Eurotiomycetes; Eurotiales; Trichocomaceae.
AUGUCCAACUCUAGCAUAUCGUCGCCCAACGGUAUCUCGCAAGAUGAAGAAAAGGCCAUGCAGGACCCUGUAUCCGAAAGCCCAGCUCUAGACUCAACUCUCCCGCCAGAAGGCGGCCUUCGAGGUUGGCUCUGUUGUGCCGGCGCAUCCUUGGGUCUGUUUGCUACAUUGGGUUUCUUGAACGCGUUGAGUCCUUCCUUCUGCGAAGAAAAAUCUUUGAGCGGCCAGUUUUCUGACAUUAGAAUAGCAUUGCUCGCUCUCAUAUGGGCUCCCGGUUCCCUGUUCGGCCGCAUUGUAGAUACCUACGGACCGCGUCCGGUCAUACUCCCCUGUGCCUUUCUUUGCGUCUUUUCACUUUGCAUGACGAGUCUCAGCACCAAAUACUAUCAGAUCAUUCUGGCGCAAGGAAUUGGUUAUGGGCUCGGGGCUGGGGGUAUUUUCACCACCAGUUUGGUUUGCGUGGGCCAGUGGUUUGUCAAGCAGCGAGGUCUUGCCAUAGGGGUCACUGUUGCGGGUAGUAGUAUUGGGGGUGUGAUAUUCCCAUUCUUCCUGCAACUAGUUAUGGAAGACGUGGGAUUUCCUGGCAUGGUACGCUACACGGCUUUAUUCAUAGGUAUCGCCUUAAUCGGCGCCUUCUUUCUUCUCACUGCGCGCCUGCCUCCCAAGAAAUGGAACUCAGACAUGACAUGGUUUGACCUUAAGCUUUUCAAGAACCGAGGCUUUGCUUUCUAUGCUUUGGGUUCAUAUUUUGUCAUGUGGGGAUUAUGGGCKCCGUUCGAUUUUCUGCCUAGCAUGGCCCAAUUAUCGGGGAUGUCAGAUUCGCUCGCCCUCUAUCUGAUCGCUAUUGUGAACGGUGCUUCACUUUUCGGACGAAUCAUCCCCGGACACAUUGGUGACAAGGUGGGAUACUUUAACGUCAUUGUCGCUUCCGCCUUUUUCAGUUGCAUUGCGAUCCUCUGUUUGUGGCUGCCUUUUGACUAUCAUUCUUCAAAUGCCGGUCUUAUUGUAUUUGCCGUGGCUUACGGCUUUUUCAGCGGUGCUUUUGUUAGCAUCAUGAUGCCAUGUUGCGCAAAGUCUGGCAGCCUGGAGACCCUGGGUAGACAGAUUGGUACCUAUCAGGGUGUUAUAGCUAUUUCCACUCUGACUGGCCUACCGAUCAUGGGAGCCAUCUUGGGAAGGGAGCACGAUUCAACCUACAUGGGAAUGCAAGUCUUCGCCAUUGUGAGCAUGUUUCUGGGUUUUGUAUUUCUCUUGGUAUCUCGAAACGUCCUAGCUGCAGCUCAUGGAACAUGGAAAUACUGA